Stegodyphus dumicola is the source of this 1619-nucleotide messenger RNA. It is a transcript of the gene wkd, whose product is annotated as TBC1 domain family member whacked. NCBI's taxonomy places the organism in Eukaryota, Metazoa, Arthropoda, Arachnida, Araneae, Eresidae. Gene Ontology annotation, biological process: regulation of GTPase activity. Gene Ontology annotation, molecular function: GTPase activator activity; small GTPase binding. The record is from RefSeq and is a predicted model, not a curated record.
CGGACCGUAAUGUCGGUGUUAAAAAUGAUCAGAUGUCUCGUUUGUGAAAGAAAUUAAUUAUUUUCGUGUGUGUAUUUUUGCUUGAAUGAGAAGAAAAAUUAGCACAGAAAUGCUUCUGUAAUUAAUGAAAAACACAAACAAUGUGGUAUGGCCAGCUCAUCUAACGUUUCCAUUGAUGAAAGUGAUGCUGAUACUACAAACAGUAGCAUAGUUCCAGAACAGAAUGGUUUUAACAAUUCUGAAAUUGCUGUUGACAGAUAUGGAUUUAUUGGUAGCAAAGGUGCAAAUUAUUCCACUGUCAUACCAGUAGAUGUUUUGAGACAACGAGAAUUAAAAUGGCUCGAAAUGUUAGAAAACUGGGAUCUGUUUAUGACCAAAAAGUAUAAAAAAGUUAGAGAGAGAUGUAGGAAAGGUAUACCUCCAGCAUUACGAGCCAGAGCUUGGCAGUAUCUGUGUGGGGCAAAAUUUUAUAUGGAUAGUUGCAGGCACAAGUUUACAGAACUUGAUGGUGCAGCAGGUGAUCCAAGAUGUGUUGAAGAUAUAAAGAAAGAUCUUCACCGUCAGUUUCCUUCUCAUGAAAUUUUUGUGAAAUCUCAAGGCCAUGGGCAAGCUGAUCUGUUUAGGAUAUUAAAAGCGUAUUCACUCUUCAAUCCAUCUGUUGGGUACUGCCAAGCUCAAGCACCAAUAGCUGCUGCAUUAUUGAUGCACAUGCCUGCAGAACAAGCUUUCUGGUGCCUUGUGGCUAUCUGUGAAAAGUAUUUACCCGGUUAUUAUAGUCCUGGUUUGGAAGCUAUUCAAAUUGAUGGUGAAAUUUUAUUCGGGCUCUUGAAAAAAGUUUGUCCUUCUGUACAUAAACAUUUGAAAAAGCAAAGGGUGGAGCCUAUUUUGUACAUGACUGAGUGGUUUAUGUGUGCUUUUUCAAGAACUUUGCCAUGGUCAUCUGUAUUAAGAGUUUGGGAUAUGUUUCUGUGUGAAGGUAUCAAAGUAUUAUUCAAAGUUGCUCUUGUUAUUCUGAAAAAUGUCUUAGGAAAACCUGAAACAUUAAGAAACUGUCCUACAAUGUAUGAAACUUUAGAAUGUUUGCGCCAUAUUCCUUCUGAAUAUUUACAAGAUGACUUUCUCAUUUCUCAGAUUUUAAAGCUAAACAUAACUGAGCAUGAUAUGGAGAAAGAACAUCAAAGGCAAAUAGCAAAAAGACGCACUCUUAGGGAGCAGCAGAUAAUGCAGGAUAAUAUUAAUGGGACUUCAAAGAAUGCAUCUAAAAGCUCUCGUCGCAAGGAAUGAAAUCCUUUGGCACUUUCUGUUGAUAUGUUUAGUGAUCAAUUUAGCAGUAUCAGAAGCUGCUACUUUGGAUAUUUUAAAUUUAUUUUUACUAUCUUUGACAUGAAGAAAUGGUAUAAGAAAUUGAUUUAAACCUUUUUUAGUUUAAUAGAGCUUAACAAGUUUAAGAAAAAUAGAUUAACACUUGUUACUAUGAAAUUUCUUAAUUGUUUCAUAUAAUUAAUAAGAAAUAUGGAAUCAGAUUGCGUAAGUUAAUGUCAAAUAUUCCAUUUUAUCAUCACUAAAUAAUAUUGUCAGAGUUAACUAGAAAACAUUUUUCUUUACAACUUUUGAGAAAU